Messenger RNA from Fusarium vanettenii 77-13-4, 378 nucleotides. RefSeq lists its product as uncharacterized. The coding region runs from base 1 to 378 and encodes 125 amino acids. The transcript has 2 exons. Lineage: Eukaryota; Fungi; Ascomycota; Sordariomycetes; Hypocreales; Nectriaceae. The record is from RefSeq and is a predicted model, not a curated record.
AUGUUCCAAGAGAAAUUACUCAAUUUUCAGCGUGACUACCUUGGAAAACAUAAUCAUCGCCGUGGAAAAGCUAAAGAGUCUGCCAGCAGCGGUAUUAAAGUUGUCAAAGCCAAUUCCUGGAACCCCAAGGAACUUGAUGCCGCCUUCAAUGGCUGCUGGGGCCUAUGGGUAAGCACCAACUCGGACGACAUCAACUUCAAGAACGAGGCCGGCCCCCCCGAGUCACAAAUGGGCUGCAACAUCAUUGACGCUGCCAUCCCCCAAGGUAUCAACCAUUUCAUCUUUCAAAGCCUCUCCACUGCGUCUAAAAUCACCAACGUGGAGGUUCCUAUCCUAUCCUCUGACAACAAGGAAGCCGUUUCACGGAAGACGGCAUAG